This is a messenger RNA of Symsagittifera roscoffensis, 2157 nucleotides long. RefSeq names its product U3 small nucleolar RNA-associated protein 4 homolog. The coding region runs from base 4 to 2136 and encodes 710 amino acids. Gene Ontology annotation, cellular component: small-subunit processome; t-UTP complex; 90S preribosome. Gene Ontology annotation, biological process: maturation of SSU-rRNA from tricistronic rRNA transcript (SSU-rRNA, 5.8S rRNA, LSU-rRNA). The record is from RefSeq and is a predicted model, not a curated record. NCBI's taxonomy places the organism in Eukaryota, Metazoa, Xenacoelomorpha, Acoela, Convolutidae. The transcript has 4 exons. Gene Ontology annotation, molecular function: protein binding; RNA binding.
CUGAUGAAAUUGAAGACGAGUGUCGUGUCUUUUGAUGCGCAUGUUCCCCCUGGCGUGAAAUGUCUGCAGUACUCUAAGAUGACCAAGAAGAUGUACUCUGUUCACGUGGAUAACUCAGUUGUCAAAUGGGACGCAUCUUUUGCAUUUGUAACUGAAGUGUUCAUACCUCCAAGUGAGGACGAGCUCCUAUGUGCCAUGCUGUACAAUAACGAGAUAAGUGCAGAUAUUACUGAUGAAGAUAAUACAGUCGAUGACACAGUUCUCAUUGGAAGCUCCUCCGGGCGUAUUCAUGUCUGCAAUUUCAAUGAGAUGAAGUUAGUUGAAGUCGAACAGACCUUUGGAGGAGCAGUAAUUGCAUUCAAACAGUGCGUGAAAAACAUGCUAGCAGUUAUCACACAAGACAAGCUCCUUCGCAUAUACACGAUGAAGCAAGAAGAAAACGAUCUUAAUGGAAAUAAACGGCAAUCAAUUUCUCUAACGCUUCUGACGACAGUAAAAGGCAGUAAACAGAGUCCUGAGGCUCUGUGUUGUAUUGAUAGUAUAAACAAGUGUAUUGUUGUGGGGUCUGUGAAUGUCCUGGUGAUGGUGACUUGGAAAAAAUUGUCUCAGAUUUCAAACAAUGAAUGCAGUAUUGAUUUCUUCACUGUGCCGAAGGAUGUUGCAUCUUCUAAGACGCCAAAAUCAAGUCGGCAAGGAUCUAUAUACAAUCAAGGAGGUCACGCCGACGUCUCAAUUAGAUCAAUUUUACUCCUAGACGAAGUAACAUGCGUGACAGGCGACAACGUUGGACGAUUAAUGUGGUGGGACCUAAGCACUGGAACUGUAAUGCAAACUAUCAAAUCACACCAAGCAUCUGUGACGUCAUUGGUUUCAGACAGAACUGGUCGAAUUUUGGCAUCUGGAGUGGAUCCCUACAUUGUAACACUCAGACUUACCGAGGAUGAAAUUUGGGCCCAAUCGGAGAUUCUAAAAUCUGUCCAAUCAGAAGUGACAUCUAUGAUUUCUGUUCCGAAUAGGGAAGAUGUGGAUCUAAAUAGUUUGGUCAUUGGAACCAAAGCACCAUAUGUGUACGUCUGGAACUUUCACCCGGACAGAUGUGAUAGUUUUGUAACUUUUACACCUCAUUAUAACGGAAAGGUGGCAAAUAGUGAAAGAAAGGUUCUGAUUUCGAAGCCGAACUCAGUUUUCCUUCAUAGUCUGGGCGAUGUUUCUGACGACUCUUCAGAAAAACCGGGAAUACCUUUGAAACUCGAAAGUGCUUGCGAGAAAUUAAUUGAACUUACCUUACCGGAAGGCCAUGUUUUGAUUAGUAGUGACAUUUCAAAUGAUGCGAAGUGGCUUUGUUAUGCUUCCUGUAAAUCAGGUGUCUAUUUUCUGAAACUUUUCCAAAUUGCUAACUCGAAAGAUCUUCAAAAUGUACCACUGAAAACACGCUUCUCAACACCGGUGAAAUCUUUAAUGUUUGCCAGAGGCAAUACAAGUUUGACAUGUGUGUUUUCAAAUGGUUCAGUACUUAACUACAACCUCAAAGAAGGAGGUCAGCCCGAAAGAGUUCAGCUUAAGUGUCAAAAUGUUAUCAGAUGUGAAUAUUCGUUCGUUCAUGAUAUUUUUGCUGUAAUUUGUGGUCAGAAAGAGAUCCGAAUAUUCAGCGCAAGAAAUUUUGAACUGAUUUGCGAGUUACCCGUUAGAGAUGCUUUCCCGGCCGCUGUCACGUUUGCUAAUGAUGAUAAUCAGACUUCAUUAUUCGUGCAAUAUUCGGAUUUCAUGCAUUUUGAGUUCGAUUUCCAGGAAAAGCGGUACAAAAAGUGGUGUAAGAAAGUUCAAGCCACGGAGUUGAAGCAAAUGGUCUCUCCCUCCAUUGGAAGUACAAUAUUGACAUUUGAAGACAGUUCACUGAAAGUUAUUUCAACGUCUCAGAGUAAAUUAAAUGUGAUUACCCCGAACAAUUUGAAACGUAGCAAAGAUGAUGACGAUUUGAAAAAGUCGAAUAAGUGGAUACAGUCUCUUAACAAUUUCAAGGUCAUCAGAAACUGUUGUAAAUUGAGUGAGAAUGAAAUUGUGUUGUUUGUCUUGCCUGUGAGUGAAAUCAACAACGUUUUGCCUGCGGGUUUCACUCGAAAGGCUUUUGGAACUUGAAUUCAAAAAGAUCUUCUAGUA